GGCUACUAGAAUUUUCAAUAAUCAAAAUGUCCAACUUAACAAGACUUCACUACUUUGAAAAUAAUAUGUUGUGGGGCUUAGAAAGUUUUUUACAGUGGAGCCUGUUCUAUGCUAACGACUUUAGUGGAAAUAAAGAUAAUGAACAUCGUAUUUAUAAAAUACAUUUAGAAGCAAUAUAUAAUGAUCCGAAUUUAUUGAAAAACCGUGAUAGCGAAAGUCUGCAAAAGUCUGCAGAAGAUGCUUUAAAAAAUUUUAAGAAGGAAACAGACUCAGUUCGAGUUGCCGAGUUCUGGAGAGAAAGUCCGUCUUUCCUAAAAACUUUGAAGGUAGCAAUCAACCUUAACGCUGAUAAAAUGGCUUCUCGGGUAGCCGAAUUACAUGAUGACUUCAGCGAUACAAUUUUCAAUAUCACCCAGAAUCAAUUACAAUUACGUUUUGGACAUAAACGAUCUCAUUCUCACGAAGAAAAUUUUCAGGAGCCACAAAGAAAGAAAAUAUUACCAGGAAAGGGGGUGGGGAAUAUAUUACCUGAUGGCACAAAAUUUGAAAAGGCGACUCCCCUUGAUUUAUUACAAUCAGAUGAUGAUGAGCAUCUCUCUCAAGGAGAUAACGAUGAAGAUGAUGACAUACCUGAACCGAAGGACACGAUUGUCCAAAAUUUAAAAGAAUGGAUGUUACCUUCAGGGAAGGAUGUAGGCAAAAUCAUCGAAGAAAAUGUAUCUGCAAACGCAGAAAAAGUCAAUAAUAAGAAAAAAUUGACAAUAUAUGAAAAGGCCAUUUUAAGAUAUGGCGUAUCCAAUAUCAUCGAUCUAUCGGUUAUGAGUGAAUGGUUUUCCACUGAGGAUAUAAAAUUCAUGGCGAAGGAUUAUGUUGAUCUGUUAAAAGUUCCUCAGUUGCAAGCAGAAGAAAAUGCAUUUAUAUCGAAAGUUGAAAGC
Racocetra persica is the source of this 935-nucleotide messenger RNA. Lineage: Eukaryota; Fungi; Glomeromycota; Glomeromycetes; Diversisporales; Gigasporaceae. The record is from the annotation of a GenBank genome assembly.